Abrus precatorius (Indian licorice) is the source of this 1089-nucleotide messenger RNA. RefSeq lists its product as uncharacterized. Lineage: Eukaryota; Viridiplantae; Streptophyta; Magnoliopsida; Fabales; Fabaceae. The transcript has 3 exons. The record is from RefSeq and is a predicted model, not a curated record. The coding region runs from base 1 to 1089 and encodes 362 amino acids.
AUGGUUAGAAUACUAGUUGAUUCAGGCAGUGUUGAAGCCAAUGAAGAAAUGACUAGCACUGAUGCUAAUGUUGAUGUAAGAAGGUCUCAUAGGGCCAGACAACCUUCACAGACCUUGAGAGAUUAUGAGGUUUACAUUGAUGAUCAGAUCACAGAUGAAGGUGAUCUAGUACACCUAGCCUUGUAUGCAGAUACUGAACCAAUGAGCCUUAAUGAAGCAAUGAAGGAUCCAAAAUGGAUUUUUGCUAUGAAAGAAGAAAUGAACUCCAUUGAAAAGAAUCACACCUAUGAUCUGAUGGACACUUUGAAGAAGAAGUCUUUGUUGAACAACCUCUUAGAUUUCAAAUUGCUGGUCAAGAAUGAAAGACUUGUUGAUCCUGUGCCUCUCUAUGUUGAUGACUUACUGAUCACAAGAAGCAACAAGUUUGAGAUUGACAAGAUUAAGCAGUUACUAAUGAAGCAAUUCGAGAUGACUGGUGUAGGUCCUUUAUCUUAUUUCCUUGGAAUUGAAUUCAAAGAAACUAAAAUUGGAAUCCUUAUGCAUCAAAGCAAAUAUGCAACAAAUCUUCUGAAAAGGUUCAAUAUGGUAGAAUGUAAUGCAACAACCACACCUAUAGAGAUGGCAAUGAGCUUGAAAGAUGAAGGAGAACUUGUUGAUACUACACUUUACAAACAGAUUGUUGGUUCACUGAGGUAUUUAUGCAAUACAAUACCUGAUUUAGCUUUCAAUGUUGGCCUUAUCAACAGAUUUAUGCAAGCUCCAAAGACCUCUCAUAUGAUGACUGCAAAGAGGAUAAUGAGAUACAUUAAAGGAACCAUAAACUAUGGUGUCUUGCUCUCCAACGAUAGUACCAAAACAAAUGCAAAACUGUUUGGCUAUACUGAUUCAGACAGGAGAAGAGAUAAUGAUGAUAGGAAAAGUACUUUUGGGUACAUCUUCUUGUGUGGUGAAGCACCAAUCAAUUGGUGCUCAAAGAAGGAAGACCCUGUGGCCUUAUCUACCUAUGAAGCAGAAUACAUAGCUGACUCAAUGUGCUCUUGUCAAGGAUUGUGGUUUGGAAAGCUUCUCAAAGAGAUGAAGAUACAAUAA